CGGCAGAGGGAGGCAGAGAGGAUCACAGCAGAGUGGCGGAGGAAGGAGGAAGAAGAGGCCGAGCGGCGAAGCGAGGAGCAGUGAAAGGUGGCAGAGAGAGAUGUGCAUGCAGCGGCAGAGGGAGGCAGAGAGGAUCACAGCAGAGAGGCGGAGGAGGAGGAAGAAGAGGAGGACGAGCGGUGAAGGGAGGAGCAGCGAAAGGCAGCAGAGAGGGAGGCGCAUGAAGCGGCAGAGAGGAUUGCGGCAGAGAGGUGGAGGAAGGACGAAGAAGAGGCGGCUGAGUGGUGAAGGGAGGAGCAGCAGAAGGCAGCAGAGAGGAUGGAGGCAGAGAGGCGGAGGAAGGAGGAAGAAGAGGCUGAGAGCUGCAAGUCACAUGACUCCACGGGCAGAUUUGCUUGAUGAGGUAAAACCCCCUGGGAAGAUCAAGUAUGUGGCAGCAGCGUCAGGUGCUUUGCUCCCUGUCAUUGGUGUUGGGAAUGCCAAGGUUAAGGGAGCAAAUGGGGAGCUUGUGGGGCUUGGGAAUGUUCUGCUGGUUGAAGGCUUGUCUGCUAACCUUCUCUCUGUGCGACGACUGCAGAAGAGCAAGGCCGAAGUGACAUUUGGACCAACCAGCUGCCGUGCUAAGCUUGGGAAGAAGGUGCUGUGGAGUUUGGAAGAGGAGACCAGCUGCAUCAAGGACCUGUGGCAGCUGCCCAUCAUCCCAUGGAAUGGGAAGACUCCAACAGCAGCAACGGCAGCAGCGGCAAAGGCAACAGCAGGAGGAGAUGCAACUGCACCAACUGAUGGGGUCCUGGAAGCAGUCAAGAAAGUGCAGCAGCAGCAGACACAUGGUGAGGUGCUUGCUGGUGUGGAUGCAAGUGCGGCAUGGGCUAAGGCUUCACCAAGGAGUGGAGAGGCCGAUUGGGAGACAUGGCAUGAGAGGCUGUGUCAUGUGAACUUCCCUAUGCUGCAGAAGUUGGUGAAGGAUGGGAGCCUGAAGGGCUUGGAGGAGAAGGAUGAAAUCCUCAUGCUCUUGGUGUACGUGGAUGAUAUCCUUCUCUUUUCUGCAUCAACUGCUUUGCUGGACAGUGCAGAGCAGAUGCUGGAGAUGCAGUUCAAGUGUUCCAAGAUGGGUGAGGUGAAGUACUACUUGGGGAUGCCUGUGGAGAGAGAUGUGGAGAAGGGUGUGCUGAGGUUGCACCAGAGGAAGUACUGUGAGGGGCUGGCUGAGAAGUAUGGGCUGCAAGAUGGGGGAAAGCCAGCAACACCACUACCUUCGGGGUUCACUGUGGAGCCAUGUGCUGAUGAGGAGGUAGUGGGUGAUAGUGACAGGAAGCUGUUUCAUUCGAUGGUUGGGUCGCUGAAUAUUGCUGCAAAUCAUACACGGCCUGACAUUGCAUUUGCUACAUCACGAUUGGCUAGUGUGGUCUCACGCCCUAGUCAUGAGCAGCUGGAAGCGGCCAAGAGGUUGGUCCGCUAUCCAGAGGGGGAGAUUGUUGUGUGAUGUCAUCAUAUGCUAUCACAUUCUGUCUGCCUCCCAUCCCAUAUUUUUUUCAACUU
Closterium sp. NIES-67 is the source of this 1539-nucleotide messenger RNA. The record is from the annotation of a GenBank genome assembly. NCBI's taxonomy places the organism in Eukaryota, Viridiplantae, Streptophyta, Zygnematophyceae, Desmidiales, Closteriaceae.